Porites lobata is the source of this 993-nucleotide messenger RNA. Lineage: Eukaryota; Metazoa; Cnidaria; Anthozoa; Scleractinia; Poritidae. The record is from the annotation of a GenBank genome assembly.
AUGAAAGACAUGAAAAGGAAUUUGAAGAAGGGGACGUUUCCAACCAUUUGGAAAAAAUCCUUUCAAACACUAUCAAAGCAGAGUCGACGAUCGGUGAGUGAAAUUACAAUGUAUUUGCGCUGUGCUUAUCACCAUUAUAUUUAUUUCCCCAUUUACCUCUGACAUGAUUUUUUCUGGCAUCGUUGUUCAAUAUUCGUGUAAUGAAUGCUCUGACUAUUUGGACUUCCCAUAUUGUUGCAUGUGUUUUCAUACUUUUCUGCUUUCUUCCCAUAGUUAUAGUAAAACGGGCAUUUGCGCUGAGUGGACGUGAAGUCAAUUCCCCAAUUCCCAGACCUUUCCACUCAAGCGUAAAAUUUAGAAAAAGUGAAGCUACAUAGAAAUCCGGCUCUCUAUUUUUUGAGAGAUUAUCUUGCUGUUACUUUGAGAUUUGACAGUACUCCAAACGUCCCUCCAAGAAAUCUUACAGCAAAUUAAGAGUUACACGCGAGUCUUUUAAAACGACCAAAAUUGGACUUAGUCUGAUUUCUACAUUCUGUAAGUUCAGUUACUGUUUGCGGGUUUUUUUUCGUUUGUAUUUUAAUUCUAUUUUCACUGUCUGCAAAUGAUGCAUACUUUUUAAGGCAAAGAUGUGGUUAAACCUUGCUUCCAUUUCUAGUUUUGAAAACAUCGACAUAAAGCUCAAAUUUAAACUUGUUUUGAAUGGGAGAUAUAGAAAAUGGUCGUACCUAUUUUCAUUUUUAGAUAUUAAAUGAAAAUCUGGCUGGUCAAACUACUAAUGAGGAUACAGAGAAAGAAGACAAUCCUGAAGAAGAGGUGAUCUCUUUGAAAGGAAGUUCUGCACCUGAGGAGAGUGCUGACACUAUGGGGGCUCCCAAUCUCAACCCUAAGGAGUCUCCAGAAGUCGAGGGUGUUCUGAAUACAAGUCAGGGUUCUUUGCUUGAGGUAAAUCCUGAAGGGAGGGCUGCAUCCCUGAGACUGAGACGGGUGAGAUAA